AUGUUAAAUAAUUCAACGUCUGCAAACAAAUUCAAACCCGUAAAACAUGUGGUAAAUAAUUUAACGUCUGCUCAAAAAAAUGAACUCACAAAACAAGUGGUAAAUAAUUUAACGUCUCCGCAAAAAAAUGAACCCGCGAAACAAGUGGUAAAUAAUUUAACGUCUGAUCAAAAAAAUGAACCCGUGAAACAAGUGGUAAAUAAUUUAACGUCUGAUCAAAAAAAUGAACCCGCGAAACAAGUGGUAAAUAAUUUAACGUCUGAUCAAAAAAAUGAACCCGUGAAACAAGUGGUAAAUAAUUUAACGUCUGAUCAAAAAAAUGAACCCGUGAAACAAGUGGUAAAUAAUUUAACGUCUGUGCAAAAAAAUGAACCUGAGAAGAAUGUGCCAAAUAAUUCUCAGGCAACCGAGCGCAACAAU
Molecule: messenger RNA, 420 nt
Organism: Helobdella robusta
Lineage: Eukaryota; Metazoa; Annelida; Clitellata; Rhynchobdellida; Glossiphoniidae
Exons: 1
Source: RefSeq, a predicted model, not a curated record